Nothobranchius furzeri (turquoise killifish) is the source of this 3146-nucleotide messenger RNA. RefSeq names its product nucleosome assembly protein 1-like 1 (gene nap1l1). Gene Ontology annotation, molecular function: histone binding; chromatin binding. Lineage: Eukaryota; Metazoa; Chordata; Actinopteri; Cyprinodontiformes; Nothobranchiidae. Gene Ontology annotation, biological process: nucleosome assembly. The record is from RefSeq and is a predicted model, not a curated record. Gene Ontology annotation, cellular component: chromatin; nucleus.
GUGACCGCCCGUUUACGUGAUGACGUCGGAUGUAUAUGAGCGCAGGCGGCGGGAUCUCUCUCCCUUUUACCGCCAUCGGAGCGGAGUCUCUUUUCUUCACUGCGUAGUGUCCCUCGUCUAGUCCAGUCUCCGGUCUCAGAGCGAAGCAUCACCUGAAACUCAGCAAAAAUGGCAGACAUUGAUAACAAAGACCAGGCUGAGAUGGAUCCGGCAGACAUGGAGGAUGUGGAGGACGUAGAAGAGGAGGAGACAUGCGAGGAUGAAAACAGCAAAGCUCGUCAGCUCACUGUUCAGAUGAUGCAGAAUCCACAGAUCCUGGCAGCGCUGCAGGAGAGGCUCGAUGGUCUGAACGGCUCACCGUCGGGUUACAUGGAGAGUUUACCAAAGGUCGUGAAAAGACGUGUAAAUGCCCUGAAAAACCUGCAGGUGAAAUGUGCCCACAUCGAAGCCAAGUUUUAUGAAGAAGUUCACGAACUUGAGAGAAAGUACGCAGCUCUCUAUCAGCCUCUCUUUGACAAGAGAAGUGAGAUCGUGUCAGCAGCUUAUGAGCCCACAGAUGAGGAAUGUGAAUGGAAGGCAGAUGAGGAGGAAGAGCUGACAGUAAGUAAGCAGGAUGAGAUGAAGGAGAAGGCAAAGUUGGAGGAAGAGAAGAAGGACGAGGAGAAGGAAGACCCCAAAGGCAUCCCAGAGUUCUGGUCAACGGUUUUCAAAAAUGUGGACCUGCUCAGCGACAUGCUGCAGGAACACGAUGAACCCAUCCUAAAACAUUUACAAGAUAUUAAAGUAAAAUUCUCCGAUCCAGGACAGCCGAUGAGCUUCACAUUAGAGUUCCACUUUGAGCCCAAUGAGUUCUUUACAAAUACAGUGUUAACAAAAGUCUACAAAAUGAGGUCGGAACCAGACGAAAGCGACCCGUUCUCCUUUGAUGGACCAGAGAUCAUGAGUUGCACAGGCUGCACGAUUGACUGGACAAAGGGAAAGAACGUCACAUUGAAAACAAUCAAGAAGAAACAAAAGCACAAGGGUCGCGGGACCGUGAGGACGGUCACCAAAACUGUCCCCAACGACUCCUUCUUUAACUUCUUCAGCCCACCGGAAGUCCCAGAAAAUGGAGAACUGGAUGAGGACUCUGAAGCGGUUCUAACAGCAGACUUUGAAAUCGGCCACUUCAUCCGGGAGCGCAUCGUACCCAGAGCUGUGCUGUACUUCACGGGGGAGGCCAUCGAGGAUGACGAUGACGAUUAUGAUGAAGAGGGAGAAGAGGCAGAUGAUGAGGAAGGUGAAGAGGAGGCUGAUGAAGAGAACGACCCAGACUAUGAUCCCAAGGUUUAAAUGGUGACUAUAGAAAAAUAACCCUAUGCUGAAGGAUGCAGCCCCCCCAGCUGAGUGCAAGCAACAGUGAGGCCUCUCCUGGCUGCCAUGAGGAUUGACUGCACUGUAACUGCUUCUCAAAUUCAAAAAGGAAAAAUAAAAAAAAAUAGUUAUCGCCUUAUAAUGUUUUGUAUUUUUCUUGGUAGGGAAUUUGAAGACAAAGUUCAAAGAUUUUUGUUACAAAAACAAUGGUAAUAUACCGGGAGCUGUUUGGCUCAAUAUACAUAGUAUUUUACUAGACCUGUUCUCCUUUUCCUCCUCUGUACAAUAGGUUCCAGGAAAAUAUUUCCCUCAUAAAGCAUGGACUUUCUUCACUGAUUAACUAGUUUGGGUUUUGUGAAGUUUUUGGGUGUUUGCUCUUAGACAACAGCUGUGGUUUAGACUGCAACCCAGUAGCAUUGAAUCGCAUCAAACACUGACCCUCAUCACAUCUGCUCAUCAGAACUCUAGGUUGGUUGUUCCGGGUAAUCCCCCCCACUGUUUACUCUCAAGUAGGGGCUUCAGGACUUAAAAAGAACUGUAGCAUUCCCAAACCUUGUAGAAUGCUCAGAAACGUUCCAGAUUGUAGGAUUCAGAGUUGAAGUGUGACCUGUUCUCAUGCUUUCCACUUGAUACAUUCCAGUACAUGGACUGGUUGGACAGGCGGUGAGUCUGCCACUCUUAACUGGACAGAAUUACUGAAGCUCCUUUGGCUGGGCACAGCCCGAUAAUCUCCAACAUUCCAGAGAGUUCUCAACAGUUUUGUGCUUCAGACUCCUCAUAGGCUCACUGUGGUCUGGCUGCCGUCUCGUCUGUUGCACUUUGUAUUAGUGUGUGGUGUACCAGUGGUGUGCUGUCAUCAGAGUAUUCCUCGUAAGCAGAACUUUGACACCUUCCGUCUGAAGUGCUUAAAGCCUGCCACACACGAGAGCAAUCGGCUGAGCUAACGGCCUCGAAUGACCAUUUGCUUAGCAGAUUGCUCGCCGUGUGCGCCUGAUUUUCAGAGUUUUCCGCCUCACGAGACGCUGAGCCAAAUAUCUGACAGUCAGAUAUUUUCCCCCUCACGGGGGGUAGAAACAUGCCGUGUGCGCACUACUGAGCUGCUGGCUGAGCUGAAACAUUGUAGUGGCCAGUCAAAGUGGCAAAUGGUCAUUCGAGGCCGUUGGCUCAGCCGAUUGCUCUCGUGUGCGGCAGGCUUAAGGGGUGGUGGUAUAAUGGUGCUCUGGAGACUUGUCUAAGUGAUUUACUUACUGGAUGAGGCCCGCUUUCAGAAGCUUUAUUGAUGUGGGCCGAUGUAGCAUAGGGGACCAAGAGGAAAGUGUCAGUGACAUACAGGUUAGUCCCUUUUAUUCAAACCUUUCAUGUGUGUGGACAUUAAACUACCAAACUUAAGCUUAGCUUUUGAGGUCUGUUGUACAUUCUUCUAAAUCACUGUGAAAAAAAACUAUUAUGGGGGCAUAAUGUUAAAGACCUCACCUCAACCCUUUUCGUUUCUUACCCAUAAUGCCACGAGAGGUUGUCAGAGCAAUACUUCCAAGUUAGGAACCACCCAGAGGAUUGCUAUCCCUUACCAUUAAAUUCAGAAUGCCUUCUCAGUUCAUUGUGGAUUGAUGGUAUUGUCUCCACCAUGGACAGUUGGGGUACCUCUUAUUUUGAUGAAGUUGCACCAUGUUCAUUUGGGGGAGGUUUCUGUAAGGUCUUUCUGAGCAGCUGUUGUCAAGGCAAAAUGCUAUGCUACAAAAUACUAAUGUACUCAAUAACUAUGUGUAUGUUCCUGAAUAAAUUAGUUAAACAUA